Drosophila ananassae is the source of this 3069-nucleotide messenger RNA. It is a transcript of the gene Sec15, whose product is annotated as exocyst complex component 6. The coding region runs from base 400 to 2676 and encodes 758 amino acids. The transcript is spliced from 3 exons. Gene Ontology annotation, cellular component: membrane; exocyst. The record is from RefSeq and is a predicted model, not a curated record. Gene Ontology annotation, biological process: Golgi to plasma membrane transport; exocytosis; intracellular protein transport. Lineage: Eukaryota; Metazoa; Arthropoda; Insecta; Diptera; Drosophilidae.
UAACUAUACAUAUAUAUUUUUUAUUUUCUAGUUAGCAUUGUGGAAUAUUUAAAAACUUGUUGCUUAAAUUUAAAUUUUUACAAAACAUUAAGUGUUGCAAAAGAUCUGCAGACUAAGCAGCUGGCAACAAUUGGAAAGGGGCGCACGAAUAACUUUACAAAGGGAUUUUCAUUUUGUCUUUUUUACUAUUCUAUUGAAUUAGAAAUGUAAGGCUUUUAAUGAAGUUUAAGCUUAAUUUGUAGACUAAAUAUGAUAUUUUUCAUUUUAUGUAGCUCUUUCCCAAUACCAUUUGAAAACACUUCAGAUUUAAGCACUUUACAACACAGGCUAAUACGGCUGAAUAAUUUGUUGAUUGAUUUGCCGUAAAAUCUAAAUAUUAAUUAACAAAAUUAGACAAAAAUGUCAAAGGUAACUGUACAGGACAUAGAGGCAGUGGACGACUACUGGGGGCCCACUUUUCGGUCGAUUCUCGAGGGAAACAAUACAAAACAGAUAAGCGAACAAUUGGACCAGCGGAUUCGGAGUCACGACAAGGAGAUUGAGCGGAUAUGCAACUUGUACUACCAGGGCUUCAUUGACUCCAUACAGGAGCUGCUGCAGGUGCGCACACAGGCCAAGCAGCUUCAUGACGAGGUGCACUCGCUGGACACCUCGCUGCGCCAGAUUAGUGCCUCGCUGAUUCAGCAAGGCAACGACCUGGUUCGAGCCCGCCAAAUAGAGUCUAACUUGGCCAGCGCUAUUGAGGCUCUGAAGUCCUGCCUUCCCGCGCUGGAGUGCUACAUGAAGUUCACGCAGCAGGCUAAGAACAAGCAGUACUACCAGGCUCUGCGUACUUUGGAGACGCUGGAAACGGAGCACUUGUCACGGUUGAAAACCCACAACUACCGGUUCGCCACCCAGAUGCAGAUUCAGAUCCCAAUUAUAAAGGAAAACAUCCGUCGUUCCUCCGCCUUGGAUUUCCGCGAGUUUUUGGAAAACAUCCGAAAGUUCUCUCCGCGUAUCGGGGAGCUGGCCAUCACCCACACUAAACAGCUCCAGAAACGGGAUAUCAACGCCAUCAUCGCCGAGCACAUGCAGCAAGCGAACGGCGACGCAGCCGACGAUGACGCCAAUGUGAGUGCCCAGGACCUCAUCGACUUUUCGCCCAUUUACCGCUGCCUCCACAUUUAUAUGGUCCUUGGGCAACGGGAGUACUUUGAAAAAGACUACCGCCAGCAACGGCGCGACCAGGCCAAGCUUGUGCUCCAACCGCCCCCCAAUAUGCACGAUAAUUUGGAGGCUUACAAGACCUAUAUAUGCGCGAUUGUGGGUUUCUUCGUUGUGGAGGAUCAUGUGAAGAACACCGCUGGCGAUGUGGUGACCAAUAGCUACUUAGAGGACCUGUGGUCGAGCUCUCUGACCAAGUUCAUGAACGAGAUCAGCAUGAGCUCCUCCUCCUGCACUGACCCGAACAUCCUUCUGCGCAUCAAGAACUUGAUAAUGCUUUCCAUCAACACGUUCAAGUGCUAUGGCUACACUGUUAACAUUCUCUGGGAGUUGCUCCACAAUAUGCGGGAUCAUUACAACGAGGUUUUGCUGCAACGAUGGGUGCACGUUUUCCGCGACAUUCUUGACAAGGAGCAGUUUCUGCCGAUGGUGGUCCAGAACCCUGAGGAAUAUGAAGCUAUUCUGGAGCGCUUUCCUUUCCACUCUGACCAGCUUGAGAAUGCACCGUUCCCCAAGAAGUUUCCCUUUUCGCGCAUGGUUCCGGAGGUGUAUCACCAAGCCAAGGAGUUUAUGUACGCCUGCAUGAAGUUUGCUGAAGAGCUAACCCUGUCGCCCAACGAAGUAGCAGCCAUGGUGCGAAAAGCGGCCAAUCUCUUGUUAACGCGAAGCUUCAGCGGAUGCCUGUCGGUGGUUUUCCGCCAGCCCAGCAUCACACUGACGCAGCUUAUCCAAAUAAUCAUUGACACGCAGUAUCUGGAGAAAGCUGGUCCGUUUCUCGAUGAGUUUGUCUGUCACAUGACCAACACGGACCGAAGUGUGUCACAGACUCCCUCGGCCAUGUUCCAUGUGGCUCGACAGGAUGCUGAGAAACAGGUUGGCCUUCGCAUCUGCUCCAAGAUCGACGAGUUCUUCGAGUUGAGUGCCUACGACUGGCUACUGGUGGAACCACCGGGCAUAGCCUCUGCCUUCAUCACCGACAUGAUUUCGUAUCUGAAGAGCACCUUCGACAAUUUCGCCUUUAAGUUACCUCACAUCGCCCAGGCAGCCUGCCGGCGCACCUGCGAGCACAUUGCCGAGAAGAUAUACUCCAUAAUGUACGACGAUGACGUAAAGCAGAUUUCCACGGGGGCGCUGACCCAAAUCAACUUAGAUCUUAUGCAGUGCGAGUUCUUUGCAGCAUCAGAGCCCGUUCCUGGACUAAAGGAAGGCGAGCUGAGCAAGUACUUCUUGCGCAACCGCCAACUGUUGGAUCUGCUUAUUCUCGAGGAGUGGAGCACGUACUUCCAUGACUACGGAAAGCAGGAGAACCGCUACCACCUGGUCCAGCCUCAGUCGAUUAUUGUGAUCCUAGAGAAGAUCCGAGAGGCGGACAAGAAACCAAUUUUCUCGCUGGUGCGCAAAAACGACAAAAAGAAGUUGCUGGAAACAGUUCUCAAGCAGUUGAAGCACAUCGCCGAAAGGCAGAACUAGGAGGGUUUUUUGAGUUUUAGAUCGCCUUUCUUUAAUUUAUUAUUUUAAGCUAAAUCGGCUCUCAUAUGGAAAAGUAUUUAGUAAUCAUUAAGUUUUGAUUCGAUUUGUUUUUAUAAAAGACAAAUUUCUAAUUGAAACUGCUCGACCCGUACAACGAGUAAAAUUGUAUUCUCUAUUUUGAUUUGUAUGUACAAAAAGCGGGUUAAUUUUUAACUCUUUUUUUUCUGUUUACGUACGGAUUUAAAAUAGGAAUAAAAUUAUAAAUGAGGGCAGAGAAAAACAGAGAAACGGCUAAAUAACAAAUUGUAUAUAAUUAUUAGAUGUAUGUAGCGUACGUGUAUGUGUAGGUAUAUUCCGAACAUUUUAGUAGUAAACUAACUUCUAUGUUACGUA